Trichomonas vaginalis G3 is the source of this 1587-nucleotide messenger RNA. RefSeq names its product coiled-coil domain-containing protein 151 family. Gene Ontology annotation, biological process: cilium movement; outer dynein arm assembly. Gene Ontology annotation, cellular component: cilium. The transcript has a single exon. Lineage: Eukaryota; Parabasalia; Trichomonadida; Trichomonadidae. The record is from RefSeq and is a predicted model, not a curated record. The coding region runs from base 1 to 1587 and encodes 528 amino acids.
AUGAAAAAACAGGAGGAAGAGAAGCCAAAUAUUGCAGAAACUUUUGAAUCAGAUCUUGCAUCUAUUAAGGAAAAGGGCAGAGAUUUGAAAGGUACUGAUCGCGAUUUUUAUAACUCAAUUGUACAGAGAUUAGAAAAUAACGAACAGGUUUUAUCAGAUCUUCGAAAAGAGCAUACACAAUUAAGAAGCUCUCUUGCAGUACUUACAAAAGAGAAGCAGAAACGAACAGGCAGCAUUGACCUUCAUGCAGAUAUUAAACAUUCAACACACCAAGUUAACCUAUUAAAGAAGCAAAUAGAUAAUUACAGACAUAAGAAACAAGAAGCAGUUAAACGCCAAACAGAAUUACAAAUCCAGCUUCAAAAUCUUGAAGGCGGUUCCCAAUCAACAGACACAACAACUGAGCGAAUUCAAACUCUGAAGAAUCGAUUGGAUAAUGCUGAAAUUAAGAACAAUGAAACCAAGCAUCUUCUUAAAAUAUAUAACGCAAUUAUUUAUCAAUUCCAGCGUCAAAAGAUGCAAUGGAACAGACUUAUUGAAGCUCAAAAGAAGGAAAUUGAGCAGAAGAAGCGCGAUCUUGCUGAUCUCGAGCUUAUUGCAAGAGAUUCCGUUCAUUCAAUGAAUGCCGCCAAACUUGAGUACAACAACUUACAGGCAAAGACAGCAGCCGCACGUGAAAAGCGUGAGCAACAACUCAAAGCCAAAACUGCUCAAUACCAAGCAAAUUUGCAUCAACUGAUUAUGGAAGAUUCGAAUGAUGCAAGACAAGCGAAGCCACAGCAAUCCCUUAAUUCUCAGGCAUCUGUUGUAAGGAAUCGUAACAACAGAGCCCAAAAAGAUAAGAAAGACGAAAAGUUCAGAACGGUUUCUUCUAAAUACGAAGAAAUCGUUGAAUACUUCGGAACAGGUGAUCCAGAUGCAAUUGUCAAGUUCUUUGAGGAUCGUCGUAACACAUCUGCAACAUUAACAAAGCAAAUCGAAGAUCUCAAAGCCGUGAAUGACCAAUUGUCCAAAGAAGUCGCUCAAAAGCGUUCUGCUAUUGAUGAAGCAGAGUACACAUCUCAUAAAGGUGUUGGUGGAAACAGACUUCUCCAAGAAGCCAAAAAGAUUCUUUUGUCAGAAAAUGAGAAACUUCAAGAAGCAGAGAAAGAGAAACUCGCAAGCAUUGCUUUCAAAGAAUCAGUUGUUUCCGGCAUCUACCAUCUUGCAGAUGAGAUGCAGCUUGUUCAGAAAGAGCCUCUCAACGCAAAUUCACCAACAGAAGUCUUAGAUUGGAUCAAGGAAAUGAUUACAACAAUCAAACCAAAACUUGAAGAUGAAGACUAUGAUUUCAUGCAGAUUUGCAAUGCUCAGGUUGUUGCUUCUAAGAUUGCUGCUGAAAACAACUUCGACAUCAGAGAAACCGAGUCAUCUAAGAGAAUAACUAAACCUAAUAAACUCGGCGAAGUUCUCAAACAACAGAGACAAAAGGGAGACAAAGGUGAGUUUGUUAGCCGAGUUAUGGAUAGAAAUGCAACAAAGGCAAUGGCGCAAAGAAUUGCCCAGCAAAAAGCUGCUGAAAUUGCUGCUAAAAAGAAGAAAAUGUAA